This is a messenger RNA of Cynocephalus volans (Philippine flying lemur), 1851 nucleotides long. RefSeq names its product coagulation factor XII (gene F12). The coding region runs from base 1 to 1851 and encodes 616 amino acids. NCBI's taxonomy places the organism in Eukaryota, Metazoa, Chordata, Mammalia, Dermoptera, Cynocephalidae. The transcript is spliced from 14 exons. Gene Ontology annotation, biological process: blood coagulation; zymogen activation. Gene Ontology annotation, molecular function: calcium ion binding; serine-type endopeptidase activity. Gene Ontology annotation, cellular component: rough endoplasmic reticulum; extracellular region. The record is from RefSeq and is a predicted model, not a curated record.
AUGAGGGCUCUACUGCUCCUGGGGUCCCUGCUGGUGAGCCUGGAGCCUGCAUUUUCGCCUCCACCUUGGAAAGCCCCCAUUGAGCAUAAGCACAGAGCGGGGGAGCCCACAGUGGUUCUCACUGUCACUGGGGAGCCCUGCCACUUCCCCUUCCAGUACCACCGGCAGCUGUACCACACAUGCAUCCACAAGGACCGGCCAGGCCCCCGGCCCUGGUGUGCUACCACGCCCAACUUUGAUCGGGACCAGCAAUGGGGGUACUGCCUGGAGCCCAAGAAAGUGAAAGACCACUGCAGCAAACACAGCCCCUGCCAAAAGGGAGGGACCUGUGUGAACAUGCUGAGCGGCCCACACUGCCUCUGCCCAGAACACCUCACUGGGAAGCACUGCCAGAGAGAGAAGUGCCAUGAGCCUCAGCUUCUCCAGUUCUUCCACGAGAAUGAGAUAUGGCAUAGAACUGGGCCAACAGAUGUGAUGCAAUGCCAGUGCAAAAGUCCUGGUGUCCUCUGCAAGCUGCUGGCCAGCCAGGCCUGCAGCACCAACCUGUGCCUCAAUGGUGGCCGCUGCCUAGAAGCAGAGGGCCACCGCCAGUGUCAUUGCCCCAAGGGCUACAUCGGACCCUUCUGCGAAGUGGACAUCGAGGCGAGCUGCUAUGAUGGCCGCGGGCUCAGCUACCGCGGCAUGGCCAGAACCACUCUCUCGGGUGCACCAUGUCAGCCGUGGGUCUCGGAAACCUCCUACAGGAAUCUGACUGCGCAGCAGGCGCUAAGCCAGGGACUGGGCAACCAUGCCUUCUGCCGGAAUCCGGAUAAUGACACCCGCCCGUGGUGUUACGUGUUGAGGGGCGACCGGCUCAGCUGGGAGUAUUGCGACCUGGCACGGUGCCAGAUCCCCGCCCGGGCGGCACCUUCGACCCGGCUCCUCCCUGGGCGUCAGGACCUGCCCAUGCCCACGCCUUCCGCACUGCAGAAGCCUCAGCCCACAACCGAGGCUCUGCCUCAGUCCCAGACCCCAGCCCUGCCUGCGGCACCCGAGCAGCGGACUCCCCUGCCCACGACCAGCCCGGUCCACUGCGGACAUCGGCUCCGAAAGGGGCUGUCCUCGCGGAGCCGCAUCGUCGGCGGACUAGUGGCGCUGCCCGGGGCGCACCCCUACCUCGCCGCGCUGUACUGGGGCCACAGUUUCUGCGCCGGCAGCCUCAUCGCCCCCUGCUGGGUGCUGACAGCGGCUCACUGCCUGCAGGACCGGCCGGCGCCCGAGGAGCUGACGGUGGUGCUGGGCCAGGACCGCCAUAACCAGAGCUGUGAGCAGUGCCAGACGCUGACCGUGCGCUCCUACAGCCUGCACGAGGCCUUCUCUUCCAUCAGCUACCAGCAUGACCUGGCUCUGCUGCGCCUGCAGGAGAGCGCGGACGGCAGCUGUGCGCUCCUGACGCCUUACGUUGAGCCGGUGUGUCUGCCGAGCGGCGCCGCCCUACCCGCCGAACCCGAGGACAAGCUCUGCGAGGUGGCCGGCUGGGGCCACCAGUUCGAGGGAGCAGAGGAAUAUUCCAGCUUCCUGCAGGAGGCGCAGGUGCCCUUCAUCUCCCCGGAGCGCUGCUCGGCCCCGGACGUGCACGGAGCCGCCAUCCUCCCUGGUAUGCUCUGCGCUGGCUUCCUCGAGGGAGGCACUGACGCGUGCCAGGGUGACUCUGGGGGUCCUCUCGUGUGCGAAGAGGAGGCCGAAGAGCGCCGACUAAUCCUGCGAGGCGUUAUCAGCUGGGGCUCAGGCUGUGGCGACCGCUACAAACCGGGCGUCUACACCGACGUGGCCAACUACCUGGCUUGGAUCCGGGAGCACACCGUUUCCUGA